Molecule: messenger RNA, 654 nt
Organism: Iphiclides podalirius (scarce swallowtail)
Lineage: Eukaryota; Metazoa; Arthropoda; Insecta; Lepidoptera; Papilionidae
Source: the annotation of a GenBank genome assembly
AUGGCAAAUGCGGCUGCUAUUGUUAUGGCACUAUCGUUGCUCAUAAAUGACGUGACGUUUCUCCAUAGACCAUCCCUAUUAGACAAUAAACAUUUCUCGACGCAAAUUGUUUACAUUCUCAGUGUAUGCUUACUCCUUCAUGCGAUGCCUAUUCUACCGAAAUGUGUUUGGAGAAGGUACACAACAGUCUGUUUCUUGAUAGAGAUUGCCAUAUCAUUGGCUGUUCUAGAAUGUUCUCUAGUGCACGCGUGGAAUUAUCUCGAACACUACAUGCUGUCUCACGCCGAUGACCUCCUGCUGGAAUUGACCAACACACCGGACCUCGAAUGGCUGGUCUGUCAAUUCUGUAGUGGCAAAAGCGACUGCUCGGAAACCUUCGGGUACCUGUUAUUGAAGAUGCUGAGUUUCUUGCUACUGCUCACCCCCAGGUUCCGCUCCAACUGGUUUCGCCUAGUAGUGGCUGAAGGGUAUCCAUUCAGGGUCGGCCUGUGGUGCAAGAAGGAUGAGGGUGACAAGUGGUGGUUGCUAAAAGUAGAGCUCUCCCUGAGUUGUGAGGAGUGUCGGUAUAGCGAUGUGCUAUCCACCAUACUCUCCGCAGCUGAAACUUGGGUCAAGCUGAAGCAUCCGCUUGAUUGCAUCUUCAUCGAGUUCUCU